AUGGCCUCAGAAAAUAAUAGCGCAUAUGAGAAGGGACCUCUUCCCACAUUCACCAUCGUAGACUCUGCUGAAAAACAAAGUUCAAAUAAACUCAGAAGUUGUUGUAUUUGCAUCCCAGAGAGAACAGGAGUUGCCAUCAUUUUAUCAUUUUAUUUCCUAUCAGGAUUUUUGAGUUCCGUUGCAUCAUUUUUCUACAUUACAGAAUCUUCUGAUACAUUAGAUAUAGUUUUUCUUGUAAUCUCUGGUAUCUUAUAUUUUCUCGUAUUCGUGUCUGGUUUUUUGGGGCUGAGUUUCAUCCGAAAGGAUAAUGCCGUUAUGAUGUACAAACUAUCAAUUGCCUCUUGGAUUAUCACCAUGUCGCUUCUUUUCUACAAUCUGACGACCUAUAUUCUUGAAAUAGUUUUUAAAAGUUCUUCAGUACAACAAUGCCAAGAGGAUUUUGAUCAAGAAAUUGACUGCAACCAAGUUGUCAAUAUCAUAUUGAUUAAAGAUGCAUUGAAAUUUGCCUUCUCUGAAUUCUUUUCGGUAUAUUAUCCGAUCAUUCACUCGUUAACGCCUGUCUUACCAUAUGCCGUCGAUCAAAAUGGUCAGAUGACACCAUAUGCGGCAUAUGUCACUAAACCACCGACCUCUCUUGAUUGGAUUCCACCGCCAACUUAUACUGUAAGAGCAAAUGACGCUUCAUCCGAGACUAACAAUACUUCCACAUUACCAUAA
Molecule: messenger RNA, 717 nt
Organism: Acaulospora morrowiae
Lineage: Eukaryota; Fungi; Glomeromycota; Glomeromycetes; Diversisporales; Acaulosporaceae
Source: the annotation of a GenBank genome assembly